UAAUCAGUAGCGUGUCGAAGCGGUCAGUGUACUUGUUGAUAGUUUUGCCGAGGUGUGACCGUUAAAAUGGUGGAAAUGCACCACUUUGUGUUGUUUAUCGGCUUGUUAUUUGUGCCGUCGACUUUGGAACAAUUACUAGCUGAUUUACCGGGCAAAGCACGAUGGUGUGUUACAUCCGAAGCAGAGUUGAAAAAGUGCUCGGAUAUGAGACUGACCCUGCGUUACCAAGGGUUGACACCUUCUUUGGGCUGUGUGGUUGGCAGAGACAAAUAUGGUUGCAUGAGGCAAAUAGAAAGAGAUGAAGCUGACCUGUUGACAUUAGAUAGUGGUGAUGUCUAUAUAGCAGGCCAACAGCACAGUAUGAUUUCCAUCAUGGCAGAACAGUAUACAGGCACGAACAAUAAAGUUCGCAUAAUUGCACUUGUUGCUGCAAACAACGACGAUAUCAGGAGCCUACCCGACUUGGAAGGAAAGAAGGCCUGCUUCCCCAGCGUCGGCACUUCUGCAUGGAAUGUAGCCGUUGCUAAGUUAAUAAACAGCACUAUAAAUCGAAUCGAUUGCAACAACUAUGUGAAGUCAGCAGUUGACUUCUUUGGAGAUAGCUGUGCACCAAACGCGCUUGAUGACAAACAUAAUCUUGGUUUUAAUCCAUCAAAGAUCUGUAAAAUCUGCAAAGCCCCAACACGGGUAGAUGAAUGCACUGAUCAUGACCAUUAUGCGGGCGAAGAAGGAGCAUUCAACUGUCUGAGCGAUGGUGCUGGUGAGGUUGCUUUUAUGCAACACAUCACAGCAAUAUCGAUGACUACGGGUGAAACUCAGGCUGGCCGCAGAAUGGAGGACUUUGAACUCCUGUGUGAAGAUGGCAGGAGACAGCCUCUUGGAAACUACGAGUCCUGCAACUGGGGCACGGUGCCGUCCAAUGCCGUCAUGACACUGUCCGCGAAAACACCAGCCGAGGUGGCAGAGUACAAGAACCUCCUGAUGCAGGUGCAGGCGCGCUUCAGACCACAGACUCAGGGCAUCACGUCGUACGUGGGCGUCAACCAGACUGGGAACAGCAGGGACUUUAGGGUGUUUGGUUCGCCUUGGAAGUAUGGGAAGCGCAACCUAAUGUUCUCAGAUGCAGCAAUUGGCCUAGAGGAUGUUGGUAAAAGAAACAAUCUUCGGGAUUACCUAGGUGCAUACAAGACGGAUAUCAUCGACGGCUUGCGCUCGUGUCCCGUCGCCGUCAUGCGCUGGUGCGUGCUGUCGGCGGACGAGCGCGAGAAGUGCGACAACAUGAAGCGCGCGUUCGAGGCCAAGCUGCUGCGGCCCGAGCUCAUCUGUGUCUCAGCGCAGUCGCAGGUCGAGUGCAUGCGCUUCGUACGCGACGGCGUCGCGGACAUGGUGUCGUUGGACGGAGGCGAGGCCUACGAGGCUGGCAUUGGGUUUGGAAUGGUGCCAGUCGUAUACGAGGACUAUGGCUCCGGUGACGCGGCCUACUAUUCUGUCGCCGUGAGCUUGAAGCAGGACAAAGAUACCAACUUGCUGAAGCUGAGAGGCAAGAAUUCCUGCCACACCGGCAUCGGGAAGACGGCUGGCUGGAUCAUGCCCAUCGGACUGCUGCUGGCACUGGAGCAGAUCCGGAUCGACUCGCGGCGCGACGAUACAUGCGACAUUGCCUACGCAGUCGGCCAGUUCUUCGAGAAGAGCUGCGUGCCGGGCGCGCUGGCGCCGGAGUUUGACCCCAAGCAUCGCAACCCACCGAACCUGUGCUCGCUGUGCCGCGGGACGGGAGGCGCUUUCUGCAAAAGAGAUGACAGUGAACCUUAUUAUGGCUACAGUGGCGCCCUGCGGUGCUUGCUGGAAGGAUUCGGGGAUGUGGCCUUUGUGCGUCACACCACAGUUGCUGAGAACACUGAUGGCCAGAGUCCAGGCAUCUGGAUAAGAGGCACAAUUCUUGAUGACUUUGAGCUGCUAUGCUUGGACGGAACACGAGCACAUGUGCAGCAGUGGAGCACCUGUAACCUUGGCCGUGUGCCAUCUCACGUCGUCAUGACCCAGGGAGGCAAGAGUCCGCAAGAAAUUCAGACGUACAUCGAUCUGCUGAUGUACGGGCAGCAAUAUUUCAGUUCGAAGCAAGGCGACAGGUUCAAGAUGUUCGUGUCACCGGAAGGCCAUCACGACCUGAUGUUCCAGGACUCGACGGUGCGUCUGCAGCCCGUGGGCGAGCGCAACACAUACGACAAGUAUCUAGGCAGAGAGUUCAUCACUGCCAUCGAAAACACACUGUGUAUCAGUGGCUCCCCUUCAAUUACAUCCAUGAGUGUACUGUUAUUCGCGACUGCGCUCAUCGUCAGGUUACUGUAACUGCGUGAAUGGCAAAGGCGUCGUAUGCCACGGAUGUACAGUGUAAGUAUCGGCAUUUACUCAGAUUAACCAUGUGGGCGCUCAGUAAGCGAUCCACCCCAUCGUCAGUUGGAGACAGCGUGGUGUCCUUGAAGAGAAUGGCUUCUCCCAAUACUCUCAUUUAUCAACCAGUUUGUCACAUUUUUACCGAAGUCGACCAUUUACACAUGUUGAUGUUUAUCAAAUUGAUAUAUCUGUAAGAAGUAAUCAAUCAAGAUAUUGAGUGAAGUAGUAGAAGUAGAGAGUUAGAGAAUACUCAAUACUCACAUAGAAAUAUGCACUGUAAUAUUACACAUAGAAUACGUAAUCUCCGUACAGGUUUUAUUACUAAAUCAUUUACACAUUCCAUGUUUGUUUUUAAAAAAAUUGUACAUAUUCUUAUAUCUUAUACUUAUACAUGCACGUAUAAUCUUUAUAUGUACAUGUUAUCAGAUAUAUCUCUACAUGAAUCUCUUAAAUUGAAUCUUGCCUAAUAUGUUUUUAUUUGUAAGAUGUCAUUUUGUCUUUUAGUGGGAAUUAUUGCUAUAUUUAGAAGAAAAACUGUUUGAAUCAAGUUCUAUACUUUUAUCACGAUUUUCUACACUAUUCUAGUGUAGUGUUACUUAUCAUGAAUGUUGUGCGACCGAUAAAUGCAAUAGUGUAUUUUUUUGCAAUCAUUAAAUGAGACGUUUUGUACAAA
Priapulus caudatus is the source of this 3067-nucleotide messenger RNA. Its product is annotated as melanotransferrin-like. Gene Ontology annotation, biological process: iron ion transport. The record is from RefSeq and is a predicted model, not a curated record. The transcript has 14 exons. NCBI's taxonomy places the organism in Eukaryota, Metazoa, Priapulida, Priapulimorpha, Priapulimorphida, Priapulidae. Bases 67 to 2349 code for a protein of 760 amino acids. Gene Ontology annotation, cellular component: early endosome; extracellular region; recycling endosome.